Molecule: messenger RNA, 2839 nt
Organism: Tachysurus fulvidraco (yellow catfish)
Lineage: Eukaryota; Metazoa; Chordata; Actinopteri; Siluriformes; Bagridae
Gene: dnai7
Product: dynein axonemal intermediate chain 7
Exons: 15
Coding region: 30-2312 (760 amino acids)
Cellular component (GO): axoneme
Molecular function (GO): beta-tubulin binding; microtubule binding
Source: RefSeq, a predicted model, not a curated record
CUGGCAGCCCCGGUCAGUGGACGUUCGAGAUGGUGUACGGUUACCAUGGCAACUACAUGCCGACGACUACCGACGCGGAAGUUGUGAACAUGCCUGCCAAGAAGAAACGAGGCAAGGUCAGCAAAGCCGAGAAGGACAAGUUGAAGAAAGCAGAAGAAGAGCAGAGACGCAAGGAGGAGGAGGAAGCUCGUCUGAUUGCUGAGCAAGAAGAGCAGGAGAGGUUGGAGAGAGAAGAGAAGGAAAGGGAAAAACAACUGAGGCUCGAAUUAAAGGAUAGAGAGCGCAGAGGGGAUGAGCUGAAUGAACUGCGCUUCACACUGGAGGAAAACCAGAAAAAAGUGCAUGUGUGGGAAACUACAGCCAGAGAGAAAGCUAAAUGGAAACGGUACAUGAUUUGUGAUGGCAGUCCAAACCCGGCUGUUCAACCCGAGAUCAAUACCUUCAUCACUCUGUGGAAGGAGGACCCAGACGUGGACAUCCAGACCAUCCUAAAACAAUGUGUUUUGGCCUUGCGACUAACUGAUGAACUGGAGCUUGUUUUGAGUGAGGAAACUGAACCCGGGAUUAUUAAGGAUCGUAAAAACACACUUCAGUCCCUGACGAGUCUCAUCCAUACCAAACACCAGGCGGCCGCUGAGGAGAUCCUAAAGUCAGCUAAAGCUUGCUCAGACAUCGAGACCGGGAACAUGCAGAAGAUCGUGCAUGAUGAUAACGUCACUCUGUGCUUAUGGGCUAACAUAAAAAAAAAUCCCCGGUUUAAAGGGUACCAUUUCGAGGAGGUGGGGCUAAGCUUUGAGCUUCCUAAACCACUGGCUAUGUGUGACAUCUGCGUACGGAUCUUUCACACCCGCUACGAUCACCUGAGCAACCUGAGCCUCUGGAUACAAGCAGAGAAUAAAAGUCUUGAAACCGAAGAAGAAGAAGAAAAAGAAGAAGAAGGAAGAGGAGAAGGUAAAGAAGAUGCUGAGAUGCUCAGUGAGACACCUAAAGAGCCAGAGGAUGGAGAGACGAAGGGGGAAGACGAGGUGAGAGAAAGCGUGCAAGAAAAGGACGAUCUGCAGUCACUUAAAUCAGAAGGGAAGAAGAGUAGCGUUAGUGUGCGCUCAGCUAAAGAGGGGAGGAAAAGUUCAGUAAAGCCACAGGAGGAGGUAGAGGAUCAUCCGGACAGCAUCAUGGAAGAAGGGACCACCACUGGAGAAGCAGAAGACGAGGCUGAACCUGAACCCACUGUCACACAGCCAGUGACCAUCAGCCCCAAGGUGUACAUCGUGGAUCUGUAUCGGUACACGCCACUGGGCGGAGUCUACUACUUUGACCUUUUCAAGCUACCACCCCAGACGCUCACCAUUAAAGGCUGGGAGACGACAGAGAUACUGAAGACCCGUCUCCAAGUCUUCCCUUAUCCCUCAGACCAGCAUAACAACUCUGUGUCAGGGACGCUGGAGGAAAACACGACACACACAUACCCACCUGUAGGGGUCACUGUGGUUCUGCCCGAGUCUGUGAUCUUCAUGCAGGAGCCACAGGUGGCACGAUGGGACCCAAUAGGUCAGCACUGGAGGACGGACCGCAUCACCGAGACGUCAUACAACAGCGAGACCCGCAGCAUCUCCAUUAAGAUGGACUCUUUCUACACCUUCACUCUGCUCCAGGAGACGCACAUCAACAUGCCGUUUCAGCACUGGGAGCUUCGACCUCAGGGUCAGGACUCAGUCACCCUCACCAUCAUGACAGCGUUCACCAAAGUCAGCAUCGACGUCAAGGGGAAUCAGUGUAUGCUACAGAUGGAACAGGCUCCUGGACUAGACCAUAUCCUGGGUAAAUGGAUGAGUCUCGCUGCUCUACAGUCAGCUAUGAGACGCGCGGGUGUUAACGUGUUCGUUAACGAGUAUUCGGAGAAGUACGUCACAGUCAGUGCCAAGGACCCGCUGAUAGAGCACGCCGUGUACGAGCAGAUGGCUUUGGUGUCCUCAGCUUUCGCUUUCUCUCGGAGUCAGUGGAACGCUCAGUGCGGACAGGAACAUCUCGUCCUCCAGGCAUGCGAGCACCUGGAGGCGGGGCCUGUACCACAGGAGGCAUGGUCUCUGUACUUGCUCGGCGCUCAGCGGAGUCAGCGUUUAAAGAUGACCGAAAUGAGUGACGGGUUCUCCUCAGAGCUGGCCGAGGACUCAGAGUUCCACUCAACGUUUCUGCACAUGCUCAGAGACGUCAUCAGCCCGUUGGGGCGAGACAGAUCAGACCACACCCGCUACCUUUUUGUUGAUACGGUGCAGAGAUUGCUGUGUUCUACACGCUUGCUCACAUUCUCCUGAGCUCUUAUCUCACCAAAUUAAUCAUGAUUAUAUAUCUUCAUGUAUCAUCACAUACCUGUACAGGAAAGGAAAAAAAAAACCCUAUCUAUUUUAUAUUCGUUGCUUGAUUUGUAUGUUUAUGCCCAAUAACUAUGUUAACGUCAACUACAGAUCCCCUGAUGGAAAAAAAACAAAUAAUGAAUGAAUUGUGUCCAUCACUUUUUUUUUAUGAAGGGUGCCAAUAAUUUUUUUUCCUUUAUCAGCACAGACCGAUACAGUAUAUUAGUACGAUGUUUAAUCUUGGGUUUCCUUUCAUCGAAUAAGAAAACAUGAAAGUGGUUAAGAAAGUAAUUACCACUACUCGAGAUGUGUGACGGAAAAUAUUUCUCCUUCACUGGUCUUAAGAGUGUACAAACCUUUGUCCUCAAGCUCACAUGCUUUUACUUUAAAUAUACAAAUAAAAAAAAAGAUAAAUAAUGGGUAUAAUAGAUUUACACCCCUGGAUUUUUUUAUGUAAAAAAUUAAUUAAUAAAAUCAUGUUUUUCCAA